AUGCCCUCCGAAGCCGAAAUUUUGGCGUCGUACCCUCAGGUAUGUGCGCCCACGCAGCAGACCGGCUACACGUCCAACUUGACUGCUGAUCAAAAGGCCACGAUGUUGCAAUUCCGUGAAGAGUUGACUAAGUUGGGCUACACGUUGCGCUUGGACGAUGCUUCGUUGCUUCGUUUCUUGAGAGCCAGAAAGUUUGACUUGGCUAAAGCUAUCCAAAUGUUUGUGGCAUGUGAGGACUGGAGAAAGCUGUUUGGCACCGAUACUAUCUUGGACGACUUCCACUACCACGAGAAGCCCUUGGUUGCCAAGAUGUAUCCUCAGUACUACCACAAGACCGACAAGGAUGGUCGCCCGGUGUACUUUGAAGAGUUGGGCAAGGUUUACUUGCCAGACAUGUUGAAGGUGACCACCCAGGAACGUAUGUUGAAGAAUUUGGUGUGGGAAUAUGAAUCUUUCACUCAGAGAAGAUUGCCUGCGUGCUCGAGAAAGCAGGGCUGCUUGGUGGAGACCUCAUGUACUAUCAUGGACUUGAAGGGAAUUUCGAUUUCUUCUGCUUACCAGGUGGUUGGUUACGUCAAGGAAGCUUCAAAGAUUGGUCAGGACUACUACCCGGAGAGAAUGGGUAAGUUCUACCUUAUCAAUGCACCAUUUGGCUUUUCUACUGCGUUUAAGUUGUUCAAGCCAUUCUUGGACCCUGUCACCGUGUCGAAGAUCUUUAUUUUGGGCUCCUCAUACAAGAAAGAGUUGCUCAAGCAGAUUCCUCCCGAGAACUUGCCUCUGAAGUUUGGAGGUAUGUCGAAUGUCUCUGAUCAGGACUUGUAUUUGAAUGAUUUCGGCCCAUGGAGAGAUAAAGAGUACAUUGGACCAGAGGGCGAGGCCCCACAUGCGUUUGAUGCAUAA
Molecule: messenger RNA, 900 nt
Organism: Sungouiella intermedia
Lineage: Eukaryota; Fungi; Ascomycota; Pichiomycetes; Serinales; Metschnikowiaceae
Source: the annotation of a GenBank genome assembly